Messenger RNA from Monoraphidium neglectum, 1188 nucleotides. RefSeq lists its product as hypothetical. The transcript is spliced from 7 exons. The record is from RefSeq and is a predicted model, not a curated record. NCBI's taxonomy places the organism in Eukaryota, Viridiplantae, Chlorophyta, Chlorophyceae, Sphaeropleales, Selenastraceae. Bases 1 to 1188 code for a protein of 395 amino acids. Gene Ontology annotation, molecular function: protein binding.
AUGCAGCCACAUCAACCAGAGCUGCAAGAGGAUGAGGACGAGGGCUUCAUCGGCGACGAGGGCGGUCUGCCAGACGAUGUAGAGGUUCUGGAUGACCUUGAAGGCAUGCAGGAGGGCAGCAGCGAAGGCGUGAUUGAUGACGACGAAGAGGGACCUUCAGGGGCUCACGCGCAGGUGGACGACGAUUCGAUCCAGCUUUUCGAGGGCCACACCGACGCUGUGCUCGCCGUCGCAUGGAACCCCGCUCAGCCCGACAUGGUGGCCACCGGCGGCCAGGACGACAAGGCCUUCCUGUGGCGGGUCGGGCAGGACGCCUUAGAGGAGACGGGCGGCACCCUGGGCACGUUUGAGCUCUCGGGCCACACUGACACCAUUGUCUCCCUCGCCUUCAGCGCCAGCGGCGCCCUGCUGGCCAGCGCCAGCCUCGACAGCACCGUGCGCGUCUGGUCGGCGCAGGACGGCGCCUGCCUGCGGACGCUGGAGGGCCCCGCCGACGACGUGCACUGGGUGGCGUGGCACCCGCGCGGCGACGUGGUGCUCGCGGGGUCCGAGGACUUCAGCGCCUGGAUGUGGCUGGCGCGCAGCGGCGACUGCAUGCAGGUGUUCUCGGGCCACCGCGGCCCCGUGACCGCAGGUGCGUUCACGGCCGACGGGAAGGCCGUAGUCACCGUCGGCGGCGAGGGCGAUGCGAGCCUGCGCGUGUGGAACCCGAAGACCGGCGAGUGCGCGCUGGCGGUCAGCGGCCACCCCUUCCAUGAGGAGGGCAUCACCUGCCUGGCGCUCCACGGCAGUGGGGAGUCUGUCGCGGCGCUGACGGGCGCGCAGGACGGGAGCCUGAGGGUCACCAACACGCACAACGGGCGCGUGCUGGCGUCGCCGGCGGGUCAUGAGGAGUCUGUCGAGGCGGUGGGCUUCAGCCGCCACCUGCCGCUGGCCGCCUCUGCGGGCAUGGACGGGCGGCUGGUGGGCAUAACGCGGAUCGCGUGGCACCCGCACCAGCCCCUGGUGGCGACGGCCUGCCUGGACGGCAUCGUCCGCUGGUGGGAUCUGCGCACGUCCUUGUGCGUGCGCGCCUGCGGCGGCCACACGGACUGCCUGCAGGACAUCGCGAUCAGCCCGGACGGUUCUAUGGUGCUGACCGGCGCGGACGACGGCACCGCCAGGGUGUUCACGCUGGCCGCCACGUGA